Messenger RNA from Rhagoletis zephyria (snowberry fruit fly), 573 nucleotides. The record is from RefSeq and is a predicted model, not a curated record. Lineage: Eukaryota; Metazoa; Arthropoda; Insecta; Diptera; Tephritidae.
AUGGCUACCACCACUGCUACAAAUCCAGGAUUUGCUUUUGUCGUCAACUCUCUGUUGAAGAGUAAUAAAAAUGCAAAAGUACUCUCGAAAGCGAAAAAAGAAGCAGACACCAAAAUCGGAGAGAAUUCAUCAAAAGAUGUUCCCCUUGAAGUGGUGGGAGAUGAUGGACAGGUAAUACAGACGUCUACUAACGAGGCAGUUGUAAAAGAACCGACCAAGAAAGUGAAAAAUGUAAAACUUUCAAAAAUAACCAAACACCAACUUGAGUCAAUUGGACGGACAAAACCUAAAGUGGAAGAUCGUGAAAGAGAACGCCGUCUGAGCGCUAUCGCUACCAAAGGCGUUGUUCAACUGUUCAAUGUUGUUAAAGAACAGCAGAAGAAUAUCAAAAAUAAGCUUGAAGAGGUCGGUACUUCGACAAAUAAAAGAGCAAAGGUUCUGGAGCAGUUUGACGAAGAAGGUCUACUGAAGAAGGUGAAUGAAAAGGGAAAUAAGGUAAUAUUGAGCGACGAUUUUAUGUCCGGAUCAAAGUUCAAAGACUGGGACAAAGAAAGUGAAGACGAUUCUGACUAA